CCUUUCUUACAAAUGACAAACAACGUGCUUAGCUCUUGGAAUAUAAACUGAAUGUCUUGAAGGAAGAUCUAAGGGUUCUGAUAAUGACCUUGAUAGGUCUCGCGUUUCAGAUAAUUAGUUCGUUACUAUUGAUUUCACGGCCACGUCUCAUUGAUGCCUGCGGAUAUCCAGGAUCACCAUCUCAUUCUUCCGUUAUAUUUUCUGGUGAGGUCAUAGAACCUGGUAUUUUAGCGACAUACAAAUGUGAUCCCGGGUUCGAAUUGCUUGGACCAUCGCGUCGUCUAUGUGCCGAAAAUGGCACCUGGAUACCUUUGACAACACCUCUUUGUGUAUUUAAUGUUGCUAUUGGAAAAGCAUCCUUACAGUCUUCUGUUAUGGGAAAAGGAAACCCACAGAAAGCAUUAGAUGGUACAACGAGUUCCUUUUUCAAUCCCGACACUUGUACUUCAACCGAAAUUGAAAGAUCUCCUUGGUGGUAUGUCAAUUUACUAGAACCAUACCUGGUUCAACUUGUAAGAAUCGAUUUCGGAACUUCUUGCUGUCCCAAUAAUAAUCCUGCAACGAUAACUGUAAGAGUCGGAAAUAAUCGACCGGAUAUAAGUCCAAAUCCAGUUUGCAAAAGAUAUGUUGGUUUUCUUGAAGAAGGAAGACCGUUAUUUUUAUUAUGUAACUCAAAAAUGCCUGGUGCUUUUGUUAGUAUUCAUUUAGAAGGACCACCACGUCAUAAUCCUUUAUCUAUUUGUGAAGUAUUCGUCUAUACAGAUCAAGUUCUUCCAAUCGAACGGUGCCCUUCAUUUAGAGAGCAACCUCCUGGAAGUGGUGCAACUUAUAAUGGAAAAUGCUAUAUUUUCUAUUCUAAUCAACCAAAAACUUUCGAAAAUGCAAGAAGCUUCUGCGAAAACAGAGGAGGCACUUUAGUGGAUGAAUCUAAUCCAGCAUUACAAGGAUUUUUGAGUUGGGAAUUAUAUAGGAGGCAUAGAAAUGAUCCGAGUGGUCAAUAUUGGAUGGGUGCAAUUCGAAAUCCUAAUGAUCCUCAUACGUGGAAAUGGAUAAAUGGUCAAGAUGUUACUAUUUCAUAUUGGAGUCCUCCUAGAGCAAAUGAAAAUUGUUCCAGAUUCGAUGGAGGAAAACAAUGGCUUUGGUCGGAGACAAACUGUAAUUUAAAUCUCAAUUAUAUCUGUGUUCAUAAGCCAUUAUCUUGUGGGAAACCUGCUAUAUCUGCCAAUUCUAGUCUUCAAGUUGGUAAUUUUGAUAUUGGAUCGACCAUAGAAUAUCAAUGCUCAGCAGGUCAUAUACUAGUUGGACCUAUGGUAAGAACGUGUUUACCGACUGGAUUUUACACGGAAUUUCCACCGAAAUGCCGUUAUCUGGAAUGUGGUUAUCCUGCUUUUAUUCAGAAUGGCAAUUAUACACUUUUAAAUGGUACUACACAUUAUUUAAGCAUGGUUCAUUACUAUUGCAACAAGGGUUUUCAAUUAGUAGGGAGAGGAAAUCUUGUAUGUGACGUAGACGAAAAGUGGAAUGGGCCACCUCCAAUGUGUGAUCCCAUUAUAUGUAGACCUCCUCCUUCCAUCUUACGAGGACAUUUAAAUUUAACGUCACAGUCUACUGCUUAUGGAUCGCAAGUUGUAUAUGAAUGUGACGUUGGUUAUAAAUUGGUAGGCGAUUCUAUUUUGAUCUGUGGUGACAGUGGUGAUUGGGAAGGAAAAAUUCCAACAUGUUAUGCACACCCAAAGGGUAUGGAUGGAAAAAGAUCUCAAACAAAACGUCCUUCUCUGUUUUCUUCUCGUCUUAAUAUGGGAGGUAUUAUUGCUCUUGGUGUCUUUGGAGGUUUUGUUUUCUUAGCAGUAGCUAUUACAAUAAUUGUCAUCAUAGUCAGGAGGACCGGUAAUAAACGUCGUAGGUUUGGUGGUUCUACGGAUAAUACGACCAUUACGACUUAUGACAGUGGGGAUCCUACCAACGAAUUUGCAGGCCAUUCACCAUAUCGUCGAAGCUGGGAAGGAACGAGGCAUCCGGAACCCAACCAUUCGCGACAUUAUCAUCCACACAAUCAUCAUCAUCACAAAAGCGAAACGGGAGAAAGAUCUAAUUUUUCUCCCCCAUAUCGACAGGAUCCACCAUGCGAGAAUCGCAACGUACCAAGAGACAGAAGAUAUCCCCCUGAGAGAUACAGAGAACAACCAAGAGAAGACGAGCUAACUGAAGAAGUACCAAUUACAAGGCACGAAGGACACAGAAGAUCCGAUAGACCCAGAAGAUCAGAUGGUGUAAAGUGCAAUGGAAGACACGGAAGAGACGAAUGGCCCGAGAGAAAGGCAUCCGGCAGAAGAUGUAAACACGAAUAUUGAUUCCCGUAACGAUCCGGAAUUUCACUUUCCUCUAGGUUGUCCUCAGCACUGUUAAUAAUUGCACAAAAGCAAUUGCAAAAUAUA
Messenger RNA from Centruroides sculpturatus (bark scorpion), 2435 nucleotides. RefSeq lists its product as uncharacterized. The transcript has 13 exons. The coding region runs from base 84 to 2351 and encodes 755 amino acids. Lineage: Eukaryota; Metazoa; Arthropoda; Arachnida; Scorpiones; Buthidae. The record is from RefSeq and is a predicted model, not a curated record.